CCCCUCUUUUUUUUUUUUUUUCAACAAUGUCGAUGGAUGAACCACCCGCCAUUUUAUUAAGAAGAUGUAAAGAGCGAUCGGGUAUUCGACUUACCAGAGAAUACUUAACAGCGUGGAACCAACGACGUAGCAGCUCUACGCCUAAUAUAGAAUCAGCCUAUACCGAUAUUGUGGCCGAUUUUUUAAAAACGGAUAUCUCUGAAACUUCAGAACCCGUUAUCCCUGAGGACUAUGGUCGACUUGCCAUCGAUACGUUCCCACCGGCUCAUUUACGUCAAGGCGGUGGUGUGGUACUUCAGAUUCAAGACACCAACGAUGUCAGUCAUUCUGCUUUAUCUCAACUGGACAAUCUAAGUAGUGGUCAAACAUGGCCUCGUGGAAAAUUACGUUGGACAUUAAGCGAUGGACAUCUACAAGUGCAAGCGACAGAAUUUCAACCGAUCCCUUUUCUCAAUCUAACCAUACCAUUUGGCUCCAAAGUGCUUGUCAAAAGUUGUCAAGUGAGAAGAGGUAUGCUCAUGUUGACACCUGAUAAUGUCAAAUGGUUAGGGGGUGGAGUUCCCGAACUCUAUGGUGGAAAUAUGACGACCGAAUUACAGACAAGAUUGAAAACUAGACUUGGUACUCUUGCACAGCCAAAUACACCUAUACCUUCGACCACACCUUCCAAUUCAUUUACAAAUUCAUUUACUGCGAACCGAAAUACAACCACAACGAAUUAUCCAACUCCCAGUAGUAGGAGUAGUACAAACUCAACCCCAUUUGUAAAUACAAUGCACAGUUCACAUACAAAUAACAAUGCAUCAGCCUCUGAAUUUGAUGAAUUCGGUGAUAUAGAUAUGGAUCAAUUUAACGAUAUGGAUAUGAGUCAAUUCAACGAUAUCGACAUGGAUCAAUUCAAUGAUAUUGAUCUUGAUGAUGAAUUUGGUUAUGAUGAAGACAUGGAUGAAGUGAGUGAACCCACUAUUUCUCAAAUUAUACCCCCGGCACCACCAGCAUCAACAGCAACGGUACCCUCAUUUGAUGAUAGUGAUGAUGAUUUUGUGUCAACACAAAUAAUACCUGUGAAAUCUCGUCUACAACCCAAAUCACCCGUUUCGCUUGCAAAACGACCCCGCAUCAACCCUCCCGCGGUAAGAACCAAUUCAGCCGAGGCAAGAGGCAGGACAUCAGAGGAACCAUCUGUGAUAAGAGCCCCAAAGGAAAGAGUCAGUUCAGCUGAGACAUUCACCUCUACCAUGGACCAAGGAAGUAUACCAAGCAUAAAGAAAGAAAAGAAUCCAGUAGAAGAAGAAGUGCAUUGGGUAGAUCCUAGUGCAUGGAUGGAAGAAGAGGAAGAGGAAGAGGAGGAAAAGAUUGAAGGUGUAGAGGUGCGCUCCGAUGGUAAAACCUAUGUGACAUUUGAGGCCUUGCAUCGAAUUAUUGGACAAAUGGAACAGAAUACGUUUACAGGUUCGUUAGUGGAUGUUGUGAUUGUGGAGGCGAGAUAUCGAAAGAUAGCAGCCAUGCGAUUAUCGGAUGCUUCUGGGUUUUAUUCCAUUUUCGAGAUUGGGGAUCCUUUGGACGAAAAGAGUGAUAAAAUUAUAAAAAUUGUCAUUGGCAAUUCUUUAUUUAUGGAGUUUCUAGGUAUUGACCCGAAAGAUGCAAAAACCGUGGGAGAUGAAUUAAAGGAUGUCAAGAAGGCUAGAAAGGUAAGAUGGGUUCAUUUUACACAUUUUUUUUUUUUUUGUUUGUGUUAGUUGGUGAUGGUGGUUAAAGCGGUUAUUUUUCAUCUUAGGUUUUACUGCCUUUUGAUAAAAGUAUUCGAUCAAAAUUAAUUUCAUUU
Messenger RNA from Mucor mucedo, 1825 nucleotides. RefSeq lists its product as uncharacterized. The transcript is spliced from 2 exons. The coding region runs from base 27 to 1739 and encodes 570 amino acids. Gene Ontology annotation, cellular component: nuclear body; RecQ family helicase-topoisomerase III complex. NCBI's taxonomy places the organism in Eukaryota, Fungi, Mucoromycota, Mucoromycetes, Mucorales, Mucoraceae. Gene Ontology annotation, biological process: resolution of meiotic recombination intermediates; double-strand break repair via homologous recombination. The record is from RefSeq and is a predicted model, not a curated record.